AUGUCGAAGCCCGGUGACAAACAGAGCUAUGCGCAGACAUAUAAAUUGGUUGUCGUAGGUGGGGGUGGUGUCGGAAAAUCUGCGAUCACAAUACAAUUCAUUCAAAGCUAUUUUGUAACCGACUAUGAUCCAACUAUCGAAGAUUCUUAUACCAAACAAUGUGUUAUCGAUGAUAUUCCAGCUAAACUUGACAUAUUGGAUACAGCAGGUCAGGAAGAAUUCAGCGCGAUGAGAGAACAAUACAUGAGAAGCGGCGAAGGUUUUCUCCUUGUAUUUUCAGUAACGGACCAUUCAUCUUUCGAUGAAAUAUUGAAAUUUCAUAGGCAAAUCCUUAGAGUAAAAGAUCGUGAUGAAUUUCCCAUGCUUAUGGUUGGGAACAAAGCAGAUUUGGAUUAUCAGAGAAUUGUGUCUGUCGAAGAGGCUCAAAAUAUGGCUCGCCAGUUAAAAAUACCAUACAUAGAGUGUAGUGCAAAAUUAAGAAUGAAUGUUGAUCAAGCUUUUCACGAGUUAGUAAGAAUUGUUAGGAAGUUUCAGUUGUCUGAAAGACCCCCGCUAGAUUUAAAUCAUAAAAAGAACAAAAAGAAAUGUUGUAUGUUGUAAUAUUCAAUAUGUUCUUGAUCAGCUAAACGAAACAAUUGAUACAAAGUGAAAAUCACUAAUCAACAAAGUAUUCGAUAAUGGCAAUUAUAAGGCACAAAAGGUGGUAAUUUUAAGGCAGCAAUGAGUCUUGUCAUAUUUAGAAUACCAAAAAGGUAUUCUCUUUGGUAAAAAAGAACUUAUUUAUACAAACGGAAUUACUAGCCUAGGAUUUUUAUCAACGAAGAUGAAUUUUGUAUAUGUAUUCUUACUCUAACAAGAAUUUUCAUAAUUUCUUUUUAUGAAGUAGUAUAAUAUACAGGGUGUUCUGCAGGAAUGGACUAUGUCUUUAAAAAGAUCGAAUUGAGACAUAAGAUAAUAUUGAUUGGAUUUUUGUACAUUAGCACAGUUGACUUAGGAAUUAAUUUAAUUUAAUUUUAAGUUACUAAAUUAUUUUAAUAGUUCCCCACGUUUUAACAUACCAUUCAACGCGUCCCGCUUUACCUGUGUUUUAUUUAUAACCAUGUAUCAGCCUCUGAUAUUGAUUAGUAUAAUAUCUUAUCAGCUACUUGUGCUACCAGAUAUUUGAAUGAUCUUCCACCCUACUCUACAUAUUUCACCUCUUUUUUUCUCCACAUUUUUUACAUUAUGUAACUGUUCUUAUGUAAUUUUUGAGAUGUGACACCCUGUAUAUUAUGUACAAGAUGUUUAGUCUAACAUUGAAUUGUAUAUAACCAGCUAUCCACUUGAAAAAUCAAUUUGACCUUUUAUAGGAAGAUUAUUUUAAUAUAAAAUAUUUUAGAUACAACGUUAUACCUCUUUAAUCGUUGAUUCUCUGUUCUAAGAAUAGAUAUAUUUUUUUGUAACAUAGUUCUUUUACAAAGUAGCUAAUAAUCAAAUAAUUGACUAAUCAACUUACACAGAGAAACGAGUAUUGUAUGUAAAAUAUUAAAAUAACGUUUUUAUUUUCAUAUCUCACACAUACUAAAACAUUUUAAUUUAUCGGUAAAAUUUUAAUUUUAACCAAAGGACAUUGUGUCCUCAUUUUUAAACCUUUACUUUUAUUGCAUUAAAGUAAAUAAAAUAUACGAAACAUAAGUUUUUUAUGUGCUAACAGUAGUACUAGUGAAUAUAAUUAAAUUCAUAAUUAGUACAAUUACCAAGUAAUACAUAAUAUGAAAAAUGUUAGUAUUCUGAAUGCUGCACUUAAAAAAAAAGAAAAUUGCAGUUUUAAUUAUGCUACCAAGUAGUAAUUAUUAUAAUAUAUAAUUAAGAAACAAAUGUUUGCAAUAUUUCAAAAGUUUCAAACAAUGAACAAAUAAUUUCAAGAAGAUAACAUAAUAAACUACUACUAGAUCUCUAACCAGACAAAGAAGAACAUACAAAUAAAGAAAAAAACUUUUACAAACUUUAUACAAAAAAAUAUGGUUACCAUAUCAUUGUCUAAUUAUUAAAAGAAGUAUCUAUUAAUUAUGCUUUUUUAUAAAAUUGUAUGAAACAAAGAAUUGUUAAGAUAUUUUUGUAAAUAUUUUAUUUAAAUUCAAAUAUAUUUGUAUGAAUUUCUUGGAGGAAAGAAAAUGGGCUAAUAAUUGUAAUAAGAAUUCUGGAAUGUACUACAGGAUGUUAUAGCGAAUUACAAAGGAACCAAUAUUAUAAUAUUUAUAUAAAAAAAAAAAAAAAUA
Molecule: messenger RNA, 2258 nt
Organism: Osmia lignaria (orchard mason bee)
Lineage: Eukaryota; Metazoa; Arthropoda; Insecta; Hymenoptera; Megachilidae
Gene: Ras64B
Product: ras-like protein 2
Biological process (GO): signal transduction
Cellular component (GO): membrane
Molecular function (GO): GTPase activity; GTP binding
Source: RefSeq, a predicted model, not a curated record